Messenger RNA from Prorocentrum cordatum, 393 nucleotides. NCBI's taxonomy places the organism in Eukaryota, Dinophyceae, Prorocentrales, Prorocentraceae. The record is from the annotation of a GenBank genome assembly.
AUGCUCACACGCCUGGACUCGCGUCGGCAGGUUCAGGGCCCCCUCGGGGUGAGCCGAUCAAGUCCCGAGGGUUGUUUCCCGCCUGCUCCUGCUCCUCGCAGAAAGACUUUUUCCCUGUUGCUUGAGAAGCAGCCGAGCCGGGAAGUGCGGGGGCCGGCGCGCAACCAGUGCGAGCCGACACAGUUUCUCCCCCCCCGCGGUUUUCCCCCGCUGCCGGACGCGCGCGCGGCGCUCUGCGGGCCUGGCGGCCGCCUGCGCGGGAGCUCGCCAGAGGCACCCCACGCCGCGCGGGAGAGGCAGAGGGAGAAGCAUGGCACGACGGCCGCUCGCCGCCCGGGCGCCGACCCGCUCAGCAAGGACAUGAGGCGUGGAUGCAGUCGCGCGGACAGAUGA